Messenger RNA from Amblyraja radiata (thorny skate), 2142 nucleotides. It is a transcript of the gene mfsd8, whose product is annotated as major facilitator superfamily domain containing 8. Lineage: Eukaryota; Metazoa; Chordata; Chondrichthyes; Rajiformes; Rajidae. The transcript is spliced from 12 exons. The coding region runs from base 139 to 1710 and encodes 523 amino acids. The record is from RefSeq and is a predicted model, not a curated record. Gene Ontology annotation, cellular component: lysosomal membrane. Gene Ontology annotation, molecular function: transmembrane transporter activity. Gene Ontology annotation, biological process: transmembrane transport.
CACAUGUCGGCGGCGGUGGCGGCUGCUCCCCCUCUGGCCGUCACUUCCGACAAUCAGGUUUGGUGCAGAACAUUUACUGUGAUUUAAACCAAAGAUCCUAAAGCGGUUUUAAACCCCAGGAGGGAGAUAGUUGUGACCAUGGAGACGGCGCAGGCUGAGGAUGAUGAGAGAAGGCCGCUGUUGCAUGUGGAGCCUGGAAGAGAAGCCACGUUAGUUGAGACGCUGCAGGAAAAUCGAAGUCGCUGGAGAUCAAUCCGAGUCAUGUACCUGACUAUGUUCUUCAGCAGUAUUGGUUUCUCGAUUGUAGUGUCUUCAAUAUGGCCAUUUCUACAAAAGGUGGAUAAGACUGCAGAUACAAGUUUUCUUGGAUGGAUUAUUGCAGUCUACAGUUUGGGACAAAUGAUUGCAUCUGUACUGUUUGGUGCAUGGUCCAAUUACAGGCCAAGGAGGGAACCUCUUAUUAUCUCCAUUUUGAUUAAUGUGGCAGCAAACAUACUGUACGGUUAUGCACAUGCACCACCUUCCCAUAAUAAGUACUAUAUGCUGCUAGCUCGCGCCUUUGUGGGAUUUGGAGCAGGAAACGUGGCAGUGGUACGAUCAUAUGUGGCUGGGGCAACAUCACUUGAGGAAAGGAACAGUGCGAUGGCAAAUAUAAGUGCUUGUCAAGCUCUGGGAUUUAUAUUAGGACCAGCUUUGCAGGCAGCUAUGACGAGUAUUGGGCCAACAGGAAUAUUUUGGAAGAUAAUUAACCUUCAGCUGAACAUGUACACUGCACCAGCUUUUCUGGGUGCAUUCCUAGGAAUUUUAAAUAUCAUUCUUAUUAUUGCACUAUUCAGGGAACACUGCGUUACUGAUUUGGAAAGAGCAAAAAGUAUAAAUGUCCAAGGAAAUUCAGAGACACUUGAAAAUUCUGAUGGUGAUAUUGAUCUGGUCGCUGUCGUAACCUGCAACAUCCUGUUUUUCAUCAUUUUCUUUGCAUUUGCCAUUUUUGAAACGAUAGCCACUCCAUUAACCAUGGACAUGUAUGCGUGGACUGGUAAGCAGGCUGUCCUCUACAAUGGGCUGCUCCUGGUGGGCGCUGGAGUAGAAUCUAUUGCUGUUUUUAUGGCAAUCAAAUUUCUUUCAAAAAGAAUUGAAGAUCGGCAAAUGCUUCUUGGAGGAUUCAUUCUCAUUUUUGUUGGCUUCUUUGUUCUGCUGCCGUGGGGAAACCAGUAUCCUCCAAUCCAAUGGACAGAGCUGAAGAAUGGUUCCAACUCUAGUUCUGCUGAAAUAAAAUAUGAUGAAUCUUCCAUAGCUGCUUGGAAUGUCUUAUCACAGCCUUCACUUGGUCUCGAUGCUAUUGCAGUAGGAUGUCCUGUGCAGCAAGUAUGGUGUCAAUAUACACCCAUUAUCCAUCUAGCUCAAUAUAUCGGAUCUGUUAUCCUGAUUGGAAUUGGAUACCCAGUCUGUAGUGUUCUUUCCUACACCUUGUAUUCAAAGAUUUUAGGACCAAAGCCCCAGGGUAUUUACAUGGGGUGGCUAACGGCCUCUGGAAGUGGAGCACGCACACUUGGACCAACCUUUGUUGGUCAAGUUUAUCCUCGUUACGGACCUCGAUGGACAUUUGGCCCCAUAUGCGGGAUGGUGAUGGCAGCUGCAAUACUUGUCGGGCUGAUGUACAAAAAACUCAUAGGAUUCUCAAUCCGAUAUCAGACUCUACAGCAAUGCUAAACUGCAAGGAACGAAAGUACAUUUAUGGACAUAGCGUUAAUAAAACUAAAUUGCACUUUAUUUUAUUUACUGAAGUUAAUAAUGGGGUUCAACUGUAAAUGCUUCUGUCUAAACUAUUCAGUCUACUUGCAACAGUUUAACUUCUGCUGCGUAAAAUUGUAAUGUCCAUAUAGAUGUGAUAGGUGUACUUUUUAAAAUCUACCAAUUUUGAAAUGACAAAUAUUGCAAGCUAUGUUAUUUUUAGAGGUGUGACAUUUAUAGUAAAGUUUAGGCAUAUUGUGAAUAUUGCCCCUGGAUGAAGCUUCAGGUAUAUUUUUGUAUUUCACUGUAGACAUCCACAAGCAUAAAUAAGUCUUAAAUAAUAUGCUUUACAUAGGUCCUUGAAACCAUUAAUGCACAACAUUUUGUUUCCAUAAAAAACCCAGCCAGGCA